AUGGCCCCUGUAACAAAGCGAGCUCGUAAUGAAACCAAAGGCAAAAUAAAAACCAAAGGCAACUCUGAUUCGGAAGAUUCAUCUCCACAAGAGGAUUUGGUAGAGCCUCAAAGCGAUGAAGAUGAGGACGAGGAUGUUAGCGGGAACAGCUCGACGGAUACCGAAACAGAAAUAAGCCGAGCCCGUAACACCAAAUCGAAGAAAACCUUGAAACGAAAGCACCGGGCUACGUCCCCCACCGCAUUUGGUGGCACAUUGGAAGCCCUGCUGGCUACAUCCGUUCCCAGUAAUAUACAGCCUGGAGCACCUCUUGCAUUGAAGCCAAGCAUUGCAAGGAAAAAGAAUGAUGAGAAACUAGAGCUAAAAGCCAAGCGUAUUCUCGAGUCUGAGAAGAAAGAGAGAGAGGAAAAGGGAAGGGUGCAAGAUGUCAUAGGGGGGUGGGAUAACCAAAACGAAAGGUCGCUUCGCAAAGUAGCUCAGCGCGGAGUUGUGCAUUUAUUCAACGCAAUACAGCAGGCCCAAUCAGCCUCAGCUGCAACACUGGAAGAGAACAAAAAGCUCCGUGGCUCUGGGAAGCCUACACUCCCAGCACCAAGUCCCCACGAAAUUGGGAGAAACAAACCCGGGAACAAAAACAAAAACAAAGCUAUAGGAAAGGAUGCAGCUGGUGGUCUCGAUAAAAAUAGUUUCUUAGACGCGAUUCGCUCUGGUGGUGUUGUACGACAAUCAUAA
Molecule: messenger RNA, 732 nt
Organism: Rhizoctonia solani
Lineage: Eukaryota; Fungi; Basidiomycota; Agaricomycetes; Cantharellales; Ceratobasidiaceae
Product: Rrp15p domain-containing protein
Exons: 5
Coding region: 1-732 (243 amino acids)
Biological process (GO): maturation of LSU-rRNA; maturation of 5.8S rRNA
Cellular component (GO): preribosome, large subunit precursor
Source: RefSeq, a predicted model, not a curated record